AUGUCAUCGUCAAAAUCAUUUGAUCAUCUGAGCACUGUCUCUGUGACAGAAACAACAGAACAGAAGCUUCCAAAAAGUUUCCGGUGGGUCUCAUUGCUGGGAAUCGCUUUCUCACUGACCAACUCUUGGCUUGGUGUGUCUUCAUCACUUGUCGUUGGCCUAUCCAGUGGUGGUCCACUCUUGAUCAUCUAUGGACUCAUAAUUGGGCUUGUUUUUACUUUCAUGUGUGGCUGCUCCCUUGCUGAGUUUUCCUCGAUUCUGCCCAAUAGUAGCGGCGCAUGUUUUUGGGUACUCAAGAUGCUUGAGAGGCGAGAUGAUGCUGAGCGCAUAAUUGUCGAUGGCCCAAAACGAAUCCAAUCUGAGAGCGACAGCGAGAGCGAAGCUGAAGAGAAAGUUUUAGAAUGGGCCUGCACGACGAAAAGCGUCAAAGUGACAUCGAAGUUUCAGAGAUCUACAGCAUUGGCCGUUGGCCUUAUCAACUAUCUGGGCGCUGUGUUUACAUCGGCCAGUGUUUUUUCCUCCCUAUCACUAAGCAUACUUGGUGUACACCAGUUACUAAACCCCGAUUAUGAGCUCAAGCACUGGCAUAUUUUUGUCGUUUAUCAGAUUUUGAAUGUGAUAAUUACAGUCACCAAUUGCUGCCAAAAGAUCUUGCCAGCGUUGUCUCAGUUUGGUCUAUACAUGUCACUUCUUGCCUGCUUAUUGACGUUCAUAUUAUCGCUGGUUUGUCGCAGCAAUCAGAGCAGCAUCGAAUGGCCCAAAACAUCGGGUAUAUUCGGAGAGUUCAAGAAUACCACAGGGUGGAGCUCAUCACCUAUGGCUUUCAUAGUUGGGCUCAUUAAUCCUCUGUGGGCAUUUGCAGGAAUUGAUUCAGCUACGCACAUGGUUGACGAAGUUGGAUACAAGCCAUCGAAGAAGCUGGUACCCCGCGCAAUAUUUUGCACAAUAUUAAUUGGGUUUGUGACCAGCUUCACCUACGCUAUAGGAAUGUUCUAUUGCAUUACAGACGCAGAAAAAGUAACCGAGUCUAUUUUACCUAUACUGGAAAUUUAUUAUCAGGCCACUGGUAACCGAAAGUUGAGCGUAUUCAUGCAGUGUUGCUGCAUUGUGACUGGCCUUUCCUGUGGUGUGGCCAGUGUUACUUGGCAAAGUAGAAUCCUGUGGAGCAUAGGAAGAGAUUUUUCCAAGCUGUCAGACAAAAACCCCAUCUCGCGCAAGGCGAUGCAAUUUUUUGGAAUUGUGAACACCAAGCUAAAGGCUCCGCUCAAUUCGCACUUGUUCUCUCAAUUACUGGUUGCCAUUAUCGGUUGUAUUUUUAUGGGGUCGUCAACCGCGUUCAACGCGAUUAUAACAGCUUGCAUCACUCUUCUUCUGUUAAGCUACGCUAUACCAUGCGCAAUUCUAUUGAUCAUCGGCAAAAAACCAUUCUUUUCACGCAUUCGAAAGGAAUUCGCCAGUAUUGGUCUGUGCACCGAAGAUGGACCUACCUUAAGCAUUCUCGCCUACGUCCCCAAUGUUCUUACAAUAUGCUGGGCUUUAUUCUGCCUUGUUUUCCUCUCAUUCCCCUACAGUUUACCAGUGGAUUCAGGCAACAUGAAUUACGUUUCAGUGGUUUAUGGAGCCGUGGCUUUGGCCAUUGGUAUCCUUGUUUAUGUUUAG
Messenger RNA from Lachancea meyersii CBS 8951, 1659 nucleotides. The record is from the annotation of a GenBank genome assembly. Lineage: Eukaryota; Fungi; Ascomycota; Saccharomycetes; Saccharomycetales; Saccharomycetaceae.